CAAGAGGGUAGGUCCCAUCAUUCGGGGCCUUAUCGCAGUUUGAGCGAGCGUGGUUAUUCCUCAGCGUCUUAUUCAUCUCAAUAUGGAUCAUAUUCUGGUUACAGCAAUGUUCCCUCAAGUGAUUAUUAUCAAUAUCAAAGCUCCGGCAAUGUUUAUUAUCAAUUGCAAGGGGGAUAUUAUUCACCUCAGAGUUCGGGUCCACCUUUUCCUGGGGUACAGAGAUAUGGUAGUCUUGCCGAAGAGGCUUGGCCAAUAUCAAAAGAUGAGUCUGGUCUCUUUAAAACAAAUUCAAAAACUUACUUGGCUUAAUUAUUUUUUUUUUCUUCUUUUAACUCGGAAUGAACACUCGGAAAUUAGUCAUUUUAAAUAUUUCAAAAAAUUCAUCGGCUACUAUUAAUAAAAAUUGAUUUUUAUAUUUUCAAAAAAAAAAUUCCUAACUGAUAAAUAUUUCAAAAACUUUUUUCAAUAAUAAAAAUUCUGUUUAUUAAUUAUUCGAAUUUACUAAGAAUGAAUAAAUUUAUUAUUAUCACUUGAUAUUUAAUUAUUUAAAGACGUGAAAUAAUAUUUAAAAUAUGAUUUUCAAGUGCACCUAUCAAAUAACCUAAUUUUACGAUUUUUAUUCUUUAAUUAUAAAAAAUAGGAAACAUUCAAUUAAAUAAAAACAUAACAAAUAUGAAGUUCUUGUGAUAAAAUUUUAGAAUUUCCUUGCACUUUUCUUCUCUCUUCUUCAUAUGUAUAAAAAAAUAUUUUUUUAAAUAAAAUAGCCACUUUCUUCAUUUCCUCUAUUUUUGAACGUCAAUAACUUUCUUGGAGAAAAAUAAAAAAAUAUGGGGCUUCGAAAAUUAUUUAAAUGGACACUAAAUAUAUAUACAAACACACUAAAAAUUUCGCGUUGGUCCCAAAGCUGUUUUCGAAGAUAAAGCGGAUUAAAAUUUUCGUUUUUUUGAGAUAUUUGACAGAUGCACUUGAAAAUCAUAUUUUAUAUAUUAUUUCACAUCUUUAAGGGCCAGUUUCACCAACUCCGGUUAAAAAUUAAUCAGCGAUUAAAUCCCUAACCGACCAAUCAGGAGUGGUUAAAUUGGCUUUAAUCACUGAUUAUCUUUUAAUCAGAGUUGGUGAAAUCGACGUUAAAUAAUUAUAUCAAAUAUCAAUUAUUCGUCAAAUAAUGAUUUUUUUGUCAUUUUUAAUUUUUUUUCUUAUAUAUCAAGAAUAAAACGCAAAUUUUUUUUUUUAUAAACAAUAGCUUAUUUUUUUUAUUGAAAUAUUAUUUACAAUCGUAUAAUCAUUUUAAUAUAUUAUUAAAAUAUUAUUAAAAUUACGAUUGUAUGAAAAAUUGUUUCAAUAAGUAAAACGAGCUAUUGUUUAGAAAAAAUUAGAUAAGAAUUGCGUUUUAUAUCUGAAUUAAAAGAAAAAAAAUUAUUAAUUUGAUACGAAAACAUUUUUGUUUCAACAUUAUUUUUUCUUAAAAGUGUCGAUAACUAUAUUUAAACUUAUUGAUACAUAUCAAUAAUAUCAAAUCACAAAAUAUGUAUACAUAAUAGAACGUUUUAUUCAAUAUUUGAAAACAAUUUAAAGAAAGUCGAUUUUUUUCAGAAUAGUAGCCGAAAAACGUCCUUAAUACGAUUAAAUUAUUUAUUUAUUUUCACUAUAGCUUAAACAAUUUUUAUUGUUAUUUUAUUCUAAAAAUUUUUUAAUUUAUUUUACAUAUUUAUUUACAUUGUAAUCAUUUAUC
This is a messenger RNA of Leptopilina boulardi, 1732 nucleotides long. RefSeq lists its product as uncharacterized. The record is from RefSeq and is a predicted model, not a curated record. The transcript has a single exon. Lineage: Eukaryota; Metazoa; Arthropoda; Insecta; Hymenoptera; Figitidae. The annotation marks the transcript as partial.